This is a messenger RNA of Bacillus rossius redtenbacheri, 17623 nucleotides long. It is a transcript of the gene ERR, whose product is annotated as steroid hormone receptor ERR1. The record is from RefSeq and is a predicted model, not a curated record. The transcript has 10 exons. Gene Ontology annotation, cellular component: nucleus; chromatin. NCBI's taxonomy places the organism in Eukaryota, Metazoa, Arthropoda, Insecta, Phasmatodea, Bacillidae. Gene Ontology annotation, biological process: regulation of transcription by RNA polymerase II. Bases 220 to 1527 code for a protein of 435 amino acids. Gene Ontology annotation, molecular function: estrogen response element binding; nuclear steroid receptor activity; zinc ion binding.
UUGAAACUCGUCUGCCAUCUAGUGAGAAAAUGUGAAAUAGUGUCGCGGUGGUAAUUAAUUAUGUGUGUGUGAAAGAUUAAAUAGUGUUUGUGAAAAACGAAGAAAAUUAUUUAACUUGCGCGUGGUGGGCAGCUACUACUACUGCGUCCGUAGUCCGCAGACCACCAUGAAAGGUACCUGAGGACAUCCCAUAGAUACCACCGACGCCGCAAGGUGUCCAUGAUGUCUGGAGAUGGACCCACGCUACCCCCCACCACCGCCCACAUCAAGAAGGAGGUCGAUGUCAACAUGUUGCAGGCGUGUUCGCCGUCCAACAGCAACAUGUACUCCCCCACCACCACGGUGCCCCAUAGUGACAUGGAGUACUGCGAGGCCCCGGACGACAGGCGGUACGAAGUGUCCCAGUCGCGCUCGCCGGGCAGCCCCGACCGGCAGUACUGUUCCUCCACGACGCAGUCCAUCGGCGACUCCAUCAUGGGACACUCGGAGGAGAGCAUGAAAGAUGAUCUGCCAAGGAGGCUAUGCCUGGUGUGCGGUGAUGUAGCGUCUGGCUUCCACUAUGGCGUGGCUUCGUGCGAAGCGUGCAAGGCCUUCUUCAAGAGAACCAUUCAAGGGAACAUCGAGUACACGUGCCCGGCGGCCAACGACUGCGAGAUCAACAAGCGGCGGCGCAAGGCGUGCCAGGCGUGCCGCUUCCAGAAGUGCCUGCGCAUGGGGAUGCUGAAGGAGGGCGUGCGGCUGGACCGGGUGCGCGGCGGGCGGCAGAAGUACCGGCGCAGCACGGAGCUGCAGGGCUUCCAGGCGCAGCAGGCGGCGCUGCACACCAAGCCCUUCAAGCCGCUCGAAGAGAACAAGGUGCUGGAAGCUCUGGCGCUGUGCGAACCAGAGAUGCUGGUGAUGUCCCAGGACGCCAGCAUCUGUGAUCACGAGUACCGCACCGUCUGCCUGCUGAGCGACCUGUACGACCGUGAGCUGGUGGGGAUCAUUGGCUGGGCCAAGCAGAUACCAGGCUUCACGGAGCUGUCGCUGAACGACCAAAUGCGCCUGCUGCAGAGCACGUGGGCGGAAAUCCUCACCCUCACGCUGGCAUUCCGGUCCUUGUCCAGCAGCGGCAAGCUGAGGUUCUCCAGCGACUUCACCCUGGACGAGUCUCAGGCGAGGGACUGUGGUGCCUUGGAGAUGUAUCAGCACUGUUGCCAGAUCGUGGAGAGGCUGGAAAGGCUCGGUGUCACGACGGAGGAAUACUACAUUCUCAAAGCUCUAGUGCUGGCCAACUCUGAUGUCAGGAUGGACGAGUUCCUGUCUGUGAAGAAGUUCAGAGACAACAUACUGUCAGCUCUCUCGGACUGCGUGGCAGCUAUCAGGCUCAGCAACUCCGGCUACCACAUGCACCACUUGCUGCUGGUGUUACCCGCCGUCCGCCAGGCCGACCAGGUGGUGCGCCGCUACUGGACGAACGUUCACCGCGAGGGCAAGGUCCCCAUGAACAAGCUGUUCGUGGAGAUGCUGGAGGCGUACUUCCGAUAGCCGUGCGGCCGGCGCGGUGCCGUGCCGUGACUGGCGAGGGAGGCCACCGGGGCUCGCCGAGUGGCGCUGCUCCAGUGAGGCGGAAAACGGGUUCACGUCUCAACGAGCAUCUCGAGGAUUCGGCCGGACGCUUGCUGUGCAGUUUUACUGUUGCGUAUUAACUGUUUUUAAUGUGUUGGAGAUGUAAUUUUUUUGCAGAAAACUUGCAUAAAAGAGUAUAUUUUAAAUAUUUUAUGAUAAUCACAAUUUUUAAUCUGAUGCUGUUAAAUGUCUUCAUCAGUGUCAGUGUUGGAAAAAAUUUUGGUUUAUUACGUUAUUUAAAAUUAUGAAAAAAAUAUGGAAGUUUUGCUCAAAUACUAUAAUUCUUUUUGUAUAUGCGAAAUUUUGUGGUUCUUUAUGUAAUCUUUUUAAUUCAGUGAAGUUAAGUUUCAGUAUUGUUAGGCUUGAAUUAAUUGGUACAACCAAGGCUAAGGCUUUGCUUUUCACCCCAUGUAUUUCUCAGCUUUGCUAACAGGUAGUACGUAUUAAGGUUUUUGUUUAUUAAUGCAACAGUAUUUUAGAAUAAAAUAUAAUUACUGUGCAGAAAUACACAUAGACAUAGAGCAUAAGCUGGUGCACUUAUCUUCCCACUGUCUUCUAAUGAUGACCAGUCGGUAAAUGAUGCAAGAUGAUGCCAAAAAAGGUUAUCGGUGAUCGCAAACAGUUCAGGCUGACACUGUUGUAUCCACACUUACUUUGACUCUACAACAGCUCAUUCGCAUAAUAUAAAGUUAGUAUCAGCUGGUCAGAAUAAUGGUCAUGUAAGCAAAAGGAACUUGGGGAGUGCAUAGAGCUAGCCAGGAUGUAUGUUUUGUAGUUUUGGUAUUAGCAGCUUAAAAAAAUAGUAUGUUCGUCGAGUUGCAGUUAUCGGCUGUAAUGAAACCAUCUUUACUGACUCACGAAGCAUAUAGGUUGUGCGAUGUACAUAUUUUUUUAUUAAUGCUUAUGCUUUUAACUCAUUCACUUCUAAAAUGUGUUUGCAUUUUGUUUAUUUUUUAGUGAAACUUUUCUAGUUGUUCGCUCAGUUAUUUUCUCUAGCUCAUUGUAAGUGAUUUUUUUUUAAAUUUUUUUUUUUUUCAAAUUAGUAAAUGUAUUAUUGAAAAUUCCAAACAUUCAUUUUGAAGUUUGCAGCCAUGUCAUAGAACCACUGCCUACACCUAUGUAAAAAUUUCACUUUCUUUUAAGGUUUCGUACCAUUUUUUAGCACUCCCAUAUGCGUAUGUAGUAAAAUUAGCAUAAAUUAAUUAUUGUGCUUUACCAAUACACAAAAUAAUCAAGUAUUGCUAUUAAAUAAGUUUUAUAACAUUACUUUUAUCUAAUAACUUUUAAUAGCUGAGAUCAUUAAAUAUGUUAAUUAUACAAAUUAUUUUUCAUUAAAAUAAUUUUCUUGGAAUUUUCAUGGAUAAUAACAUAAUUUUGGUGCCUAGGUAUAAGCAAUCCACCCUUUUUCAAUAUUUUAUUCUAUACAGUCAUUUACAAUACAAUAUUUUGUAAUUUAUUUGUACAAAAUAUUAUUUGUAUGUUGGAAAAUUGUUAGGGUGCAAUAAAGGAAAAAUAAUCAUUUAAAUAUUUAAGACCAGCAAUUUAAUAAAAAAUAUAUUUAGCUCUCUUACAAAGUUUUAUUUUCUAGGCUGAAAGUUAAAGAAGUAUUAAUGUUCAAUUAUUGUCUACAAUACCAGACUUAAUUUGAGACCUUAUAUCAUAUGUAAUUUAAUUUACAAGUGUAUCGAUUGGUAAAAUUUCAGACAGUUUUUGAACUUUGCAGCCUACACUAAACUUUAUUUUGAGUUUCAAAAGAAACUUUGUACUGGGGUUGUAAUUGGGUAUAUCCUCUAUAAUUAAGUUGGUAGGAUUAACAAUUUGUAAAAUGAAUUCUACCAGAUUUAAAAAAAAAUAUAUAUAUUUUUUUAGUAUUGUGGUAGACUAGCAGAGGCACACACACUCACAAAAUACGUUAAUUCAAUACAUUAUAGCCUGCAUUCCUGAUUUGCAAGCUGAUUUUUUCCCAACCUUUAUCCAAAAUUUUAUCAUCACUGACACUCAUGUAUGAAAUUAAAAUUGUACCUACUUGUGGCCAUACCUACCUUUUAUGCUGCUGGUUCAACACUAGCUUGCAAAGGUUUUCAUUGUGUGAACGGAACUUCUAGAUGAUUCUGGAUUUUCUGCUCAUCUGAAACCAAAUCGUAAAUGAUCACCUAAGAAGAUAAUGUUAAAGAAAAUGUUGCACAUCUAGACUGCAGGAAAUCUGAUAAAUUUUAUAAUUACAUUAGUAUUUUUGAUGUGUAAUUAAUACAGCUGUUAUGUUGAAGGUAGGAUUACUAUAUAUGCUCAUAUUGUAUUGAAUGUUAAAUAAUUUUCAAACAUAGUUUGGUGGUGUUUACAUUGAUUUUGUAUACUUCCUACAAAUUCAGUGUGGGCAGUAUUUGCUUCUAUUCGCAGCAUAAUUAAUUAAUUCGUAAACUGAUUGGCUUCUAGGUCUGUAAGGCAGGAAUUUUAAAAGCAAGCACUUAUUUACGAGUGUAAAUAUGUAUGUACUGCAGUGAAAUUUUCUUAAGAAGAUUCUGUGAUAUACAGUAAAACUUUUCUCUCUUACUAAUUAGGAAAACUUUCUAAAUAAAAAGGUCCAAUCAUAGAUAUGUAAUUCAAAAACUUCUUAAGGAAAAUAAUCUCAAAUUAUAAGGUAAAAAUUUCACAUUUAAAAUAUUUUUUAUAAUGUUGUAUUUAUGAUUUUUAACAUUUUAUUAUUAAGAAUACCUUAUCUGGCAGCUGUUAUUAAAUUUAUACGGUAAAUGUCUUUCAUAAUGACUAAAAUUAUAAACAUAUUGCACAAAGUCAGAUUGCCUUUAAUGCAGUCAGAGAUUGUAUUUUAAAGAUAUUCAAAGAGUUAUCCUGCAUUCUGGUCAAAAUAUUUAUUCUGUCUCUGUUAUAUUCUGCUGCUAGCUGACAGGUCUUGGAUCACAGGUAUAAAGUAGACCUACUUACUAACACAAAAUAUUCAGCAGCAGUGUAUAGUAAAAAUUAUUUAUGUUCUUAUUAGUACAGUCGGGAAAAACUUAUGAGAUGAGCUGGACAGAUAUUUGUCCAGGAACUAUUGUGACAUUAAAGACUGAUAAGAGGCAAAUGUUUCGUUUGAAAGAAAUAACAUGCAUAGAUGGCAAAGAUCGAAACAUAACACCUCCAUUGUUUCUAGGAUAAAGAAAUAUUAAUUUCUGUUUCUAAGACUGUUAAGUUGUACAUAUUUAUAAUGGUUGUCUGAAAGUUUUGUUUCUAUAUUAUUAGUCUAUUAUUGUUCAUAUUAUUAACUUAAAAAUUAAAUGUGAUAGCUGAUUAUAUAAUUGUAUUGGAUAAUAGAAGAUAUCUUAGCACAUUUACUUCAACAUGUUAGAUUUAUGUAAAAUACAUAUUUAAUUUUAAAAUACAUAGUUAAUAUUUUGCACAAAUGUUUGUUUGCUACACCAAUUCUGAAAUAAAUGAAUUCAUAUGUUAUAAUGUUUUAAGAUCAUUUUAGUAAUGAUAAGUUUUGUUGUAUUUUAUGAAAUGGGCUAAUCAGCAUGUGAUUUGAUAAAUUUUGAUUUUAUGCUAACAACUGUGUAGUAUAUGUAUAUUUUUUAAAGAUGUCCCAUUUUCUAGUAUUGGGCAAAGGUAGGUUUUCUGCUACGUACAUGGUAUAAAAUUCUUAGUAUGCAUAGCAGCAAGGUAUUUUUGGCUUGAUUUUUGUUCCUGUAUGUUACUAGUGCAGUAGAGUUUUAACUUUUCUUUGAAGUAAAUUUUUAUUAGAAAAAUUUUAUGUUAAAUUUUCGUCUUUAUUUUUCCAUUUUUUCCAUUCUUGAAUAGGUACUGUGUUUUAAAAUUUCAAAGUAAAGUUGGUUUGUGAUAAACUCCGAUAAUUUAUUUUUAAUAGAGGUGAUAAGAGGUAUAAAGAAUAAAUAUUUUGUUAAUGCUCUUCAAUAAACGUGCAGUAUGAAAACUUUUAUAAUAGCUACAACAUGUUGCGAGAUUUUGUGGGCUUUCACAGUUGAGUGUUGUUUCCAACUGGUUGUAUUCUAAGCUUGAAUUAGUGCUGGUUUGAAGAAGUCUUUUCUGUUGCAGGAGACAUUACAAAAAUGUGCUGUAAACAUAAUGAAUGAGUCAGGGGCGGCUCCAGGAAAACAUUUCGGGAGGGGUCAUUGUACAAAGAAAGGACCCAGUUGCAAAAAUGGAUGUUAAAUAAGUUGGAGAUGGCUUUGGAAUAUUGACAAAUUCAUGAUCUCAAAUACUGAACGUUAUUAGGCCCAUUUAAACAUAAUUAAUCAUUUUAACAGAUUUUAUUGGUGCUUGGACUGUCUGAAUUAUAUUCAUUAGUUAUCAAAUGUAAUUAAAGAAAAUAAGAAAAUAAUUUAUUUAUUUUUACUAUGGUUAUAGAUAUGACAAAAUUAACAUCUAACUGUAAUACAUUUUAAAAGGGCAGUGUUAAUAUAGAUUGUGCUUUAUUGGGGCCAGUAUUGUUUAACCUUAAUUAUGUAAUGAAGAAAAUUUAAAAUCCAAGAUGAAGAGGGAAGAUCCACCAAUCACCACAGUCUACAGUUCAUUGAUUUUCAAGUCAAUUCUGCACCAUGUACAGCUUAAGGGGUAUCCCUAGUAGCACCAAAUGUUAGUGAACACUGUAUUUUUUUGGAUCAUGAUAUCACAUUAUUUAUUGACACUACAAAUCUGAAAAUUUUUCUCCCACGAAAAAAAAAAAAAAAAAACUACAACAAUUGUGCAUGUUGUUUAAAAUUUUUAAUUUUAUGUAUCAAAAUAAAAAAAAUCAUCAAAUGUCCAAAUUUGGGUCAAUUUUUGUACUGUUUUUGGAAACUGAAAGAAAGAAUAUAAAACUAUAGGCAGAAAGGCAAUUUUUUUCUGAAGAAAUGGAUGUAUUUAAAACCUAUAGUCAUCGCUUUAAAUUCCGAGAUUUCUUUUCUACAGUUUCGGAAAAUACUAGUAGUUUUCCACCAGUAUCGUGCUGCAGCUCAGCGAAGCCAGCUCGGAGCCCGCCAGACUGGGGGGGGAGGAGGCAUAGGCAUGUUGUGUGGGCGUGCGUGGGGAGGAAGAGAACGGCAAUGAAAACGAUACCCUUGUGACUGAAAUAAAUUCUCAAUUAUUGCUUUCAGUAUGUCUAUCCACGUACGUUUAUGUUUAAAUAUUAAUCAUAUUGUGCAUCAUUAAAGUCAUUUUAAAAAUAUAUAUGAGUCAUUAUUAGAGAUGGGAAAAAAUGGUGUAACGAUUUUUCCGCGAAUUUUCGCGAAAAAUGAUUUUUAUAACAAUAAAACGCGAAAUUCUGAAAGCCUCCGAAAAAAAAAGUUAAAAUAUGAAUUAUUUGCGACUUUAUUAGUGAUGGGAUUUUCGAUACUUUGAUACCUCGAUACCUUCGAUACUUGACAGUAUAGCAAAGUAUCGAGUAUCGAAACUGUAAGUUCGAUACAUUUUUUCGAUACCGGAAUGCUUGUUCAUUUGUAUUGAAUUAAGUUUUGAGUCGCCAUCGUACAAAAUACAACUACAGUAGAACCUCGAUGAUACGUUCCCGUUUCAUACAUUUUCCCGUGUCAUACGCCGAUUAAUUUUGGUCCCGCCGAAAGCACUAUAUUUACAAUGGUUUACUUUCCCGGAACAUACACUUAUAAAAUCAUUAAUUUCCCGUUUCAUCCGUUUUUACGAAGCGGAAAAGUCCUAAAAUGCACAAAUUUUUUUCUUAUAUUCCUCCUGAUAAACUACGUUUUAAUGCUUUUAUUUUGAAAAACGUCCAUUGUUUACCUUUGCAAACGUAAAAAAAUAACUUUAUCACACCAUAGAUAUGGAUAGUAUCAGGAAGACUGUGCACUUCGGUAGUAGCAUCUAUGGCCAGCACCAAGCGAGACUAGUGGCGCAAACUAGCAAUGAUUAUGAAAAUGGUGCACGCGCUUUACCAAGGCACGGAUCUCGUAUUUUGUGCAUUCAUUAAUCUUUGAACUGAAUAUACCCGUUUGUUAUUGUUUUCUUAAGACUGGAUUGUUUUGUAAUUUACGUUUCUCAAGUUAAAAUUUUAUUGAAAAUUGUUCUGUUGCAUAAAGUUGUUUGUAAAAUGAAACAAACAAGCAAAAAUUUCUGAUUUUGUUUUUACAAUAGCCUAAUUUUUUUAAUUUCUAAUUUAGGCUUGGUGACUUUUCCCCCCCUCCAGGAAAGGAUUAUGUGCGCGAUGUCACAAAAUACGAUGUUCACACAUUAGGUUGGAAAAACCACUUAUUUUUAAACACCUUAGCUGUCUUUUAGCAUUUUCCAUUUGCCAGAAACAUUACGCCUAUCAAUUCAGAAAAUUACUCAUUGCAGUACUUAUUCAGCCGGCAGCCUCCAUAUUUACACACAGCAGUCCUUACUCCUUCCCCUUCGCUUCACAAUAGAAUACAAUUUAAUUUUUCCGUUGAUUAAAUUUUUUAUUGCUUUACUCCAAUGCUUAAUUAGUUCUUUUCGAAUAAAUGGUACCGAAAAAAUGUUAUAUAAUGUUUUUGUAAACAUUUAUUACGCCAUCCCGAAUUCUGAACUCGAUAUUCGUUUGUUUUCAUUGACGCCAGAUUGCAACGGAAGACAAUUGAAUGCGCUAGCAGCGAGCACAGCGAUAGUACACGUCAGUACCAACGUACCAAUUUUUCGUUAGCAAAACAACGCGUGACAUGCGUUAUCUUUCGGGAUCCCUAGUUAAUUUGCCGUGUUUAUUAAUAUUCUAUACUUUUGCAAAAGUUUACACGGGCAGGCAGUUUAAGUAAAACAAGAAUCCUUGUAGGUUUCGACUUAUUUACUGCUAGGCCCAAUAUAGCGAUGCCAAAAUUUAAAGCAUCUUGCUUAUCGCGGGCAACGGAAUUUAAAUCGAAAGGGCUGUACGUUUCCACCAACAUUUUGUUUUGCAAAUGGUGCAAUUGCCGAGUUGAUUACGAGAGAAGGGACACUGUUGUCAAACAUGUUGCUAGUAAGCAUCAUAUGAAAGUGAGGUUAGGUGCCGAGGGCACAAGCAGUGGCAGCAAACGUCUUGCAACACUAGAAGAAGUCGCAAAAGUCGGGGAAAAAGUACGAGAGAACAGAGAGACAUUAAUUUUGGAUACAACCAAGGCUUUUAUAUCCGUCAACAUACCACUCCAGGAAUUUCGUCAACACCCAAUUACGUGGUUGGAUUAAUAAAAAUGUAAAGGGUGGGGGGAGAUCUUCCUACAGCCAGUUCCCUUAGGAGAACAUAUGUUCCAAAAUUGGGGGAGAAAGUGGAAGCACAGUUAAAAGAUGAAUUUGAAGGGUGCUUUAAACUUUUGAAGAAAAUGUUGUAAGUACCGGUAGUAAAAAAUUUUCUUUUUUUAAAAUAUCAUUUUAAAAUAUGUUUUCCUAUAAAAACACAAAACACCGCAAUUGCUGAUUAUUGAAACGAAAUUGGCAUAAAAAUAACACCGCUUUUUCCCAUCACUAGUUAUUAUCAAAAAAAAAAAUGUACAAUUUCAUAGCAUAAAAAUAUUUCUGGAAAAUUUUGUUUAAACCUUUUUAUAAUUAGUUGUAGAGGAGGUGUUACAUUAGUAAUUGAUUUAUAAUAUUGGUCAAGAUCAUAUAGUUCUGUAUCCAUUUUUUUCAAAUAUUUUUUUUAUAAUUUGGAAAAAAAAAUUCAUUGUCCACGAAUGUGACAACAUGGUACAUGGACAUGACAACACGGUGCUGAAAAAUCAAAUGGUAAACAUGUAAUAAGUGCCAGAAAAUAGUAAAAUGCUGUGUCCUUAAAGAAUAUUGUGUAAAUAAAUACGAUCCGAGAUCUAGAAAACAAAAUUAACAAUAUGUCGUAGGUUCGCACAUUUUCUUGCUGGCAUUAUUUUGUUCUUUACUGAAAUAGAAAUUGAGUUUGGCUUGCACUAUUUCUUCAAAAUGUACCUAGGUUAAAAAAUUUAAUUUUUUCAUCUUAUUGUUCCCAGUUUUAGAAAACAAUUUAUUAGUAAGAUGUGAUUUUUCGUCGCGAUCCGGAAUAUUAAUGUACAUAUGCGACUAUUUGAAAAGCCAUUAAUCACCUGAAUAUUAUUUUGAAAGUAAAAAGUUUGGAGAAUUUUUGUUAUUUAAUAACUUUAUUAAGUAGUUAUCGACGUUUUAAAACUACGAGCUAUUCGUUUUUGGUAACACCUUUUUUUUGUAAUGAAUGUAAAUCUCUUUAAAAAGUAGUAUGUGAAUUAAAAAAAAACUUUGAACACAAAUUAAAGUUGUUUGCAAUUCAUGGAUAUAGUCUGGAGCACAGCACUAAUCUUAUUAUUCAAAUAAAUUAAAUCUGUUGAAGAGCAAGCAAGGUGAUACAAGAAUUUGAUCCUGUUGGAGUAUGUAGCGGUAGGCAUCCCCUGCCUUGGCGUGACCUUGUUCGCAGAUAACGCAGCAACUGGACUCCAGCAGAUACAAUGACAGAGUCUUCACCUCCAACCCUCCCAUUCAGCCUCCCCCUUGCUUCCCCCCCCUCCCACCAAGAAGCUCGGAUAUUUCGCUCCGCCCAUCCACUAGCUGCAGCACGUGGCCAGUAGCCCAGCACGCUAAAUAUUUUUACUAGGGAGGCCCCUUAAAAGUUCUCAGACUUGUGUAGAAAGGCUUAAAUUUAGGGGAAGUAUGAGCUCUUAAACUAAUCCAAUCUAAACUUGCUACAUGCUGUGAUGACCAUCCAAGAUUUUAACUGAGAGCUUCAUGGUUAAACGUUAAAAAUGCUUGGUAAUGUAAUUUGCCAGACAUAUUGACUGCCAUCAUUUUAGGUUGCAUAUAUAGUAUGUAAUUUCAGACGUGUUGUUCGCAAAUUUGCCGACUUUUGUGGAAUCUGCGUAAUUUUUGUUACUGAAUGCCUUGACUGCCUUCGGCUGAAGUCCUGCUGUAUGUUUGACUGUCUCAGUUGCGGACAGUAAUGGGAACUUGUUGCACAAAAUGAUUUUGCCCAAUGCUGGAUUUAUAUGUUCAAAAUCACAAAAUAAAACUGUGUUAAUCAUUAAAGAUUUUACCACCAUGUCUUUACAGAACCAAGAUUAUGAGUACAAAGUUAUUAUUAUUUUCUUAUUAAAAUGUACAAGUUCUUGUAAUGCCUUAUAUAUAAUAUAAUAAAAUAUGAAAAACAUAGUGGCAUGUGCCAUUAUUGUUUUCUCAUUUUUCUACAAUUUAUGCUUUAAAAAUGUUGGGUUUGUAUUGAGGCUUUUGAAACUUUGCCUUUUAAGGACCUUUGUACAUUAUGCCUGCAUUAAGCUGAAAAGUUCUCUUAUCAAUUUGGUUAUAAUGACAUCAAAAUUAAAAAUUAUUAAUACAAGUAUUGUUGUUUUUUGAAAAAUUUUUCUGAUGAAAAGGUUUUGCAAUGUGUAAAUUAGAAAAAGGAAAUUUUUAAAAUGUUUAUUUAAUGUUCUUUAAUAAAUAAUGUGAUGUAACAGUACAGGGAAAGAUUGUAAAAGAAACUAUGAACUCAGAACACAAAUAUAUUAUUUAAUUAAAAAACAUUUCAAAUAUCAGUUUUAAUAUCAAGACAACAAAAAUAAUUUGGACACAUUUUAAAUGUUGAGAACAAAAACAUGAAAAAAUUAUUUUCAUUAAGUGACUUCAUAGCCCAAAGAUUCAGUCUUACACUAGGAUAAGGUUUUGCUUGUGCAAAUACUUGUAGAUCCAGUUCAGACUAUUAUCAUGUACUAAAAAUCUAAAAUUCACACAAAAACAAUUUUAAUUGCAAAUACAAGGCCAUCAUUACAUAGGUAUGAAAUACCUACAUUAAAAGUUUUCUUAGGCCUGUGUUUUGUGCUAAAACUUUUAAAGCCUAAUAAACUCUGUUUGAAAACAUAAAUUUACAGAACUACUUUAGUAUUUUUUUUCUGUAGCAAUGUUGUUCCCUUCAGAAACUCAUUUUUGUUUUUUAAGUGAAAUGAUGAAACUGGGAUGGAUCUUACGUAAAAGAAGGUAACGUGUAAAACCCUAUAUCAGUGCUUGGCUGAAUCUUAAAAUAGGCAGCGCCUAUGAGAGAAAUGCAUUUACAGUGAGAUAUUUCAUGUGUCUGGGAUUCUUUUGUCUGUAAUUCCUGUUUUCUGGUACACAUUUCCUGGGAAGUUAAAUUAAUUAAACUUCUUUAUUGACAGUUUGUAAUGUUUGAUCAGCAUCUCAGCAUGCUAGUUCAUAGCUUUGUUUAUUUUGUAGGGUAUUGUGCACAAAGUUACGCAAGUAAUCACAGUGGUCGUGAAAAGUAGCAACUCAUGUGUGCAACGUGUAUAGUGAAAGAGGUAUGCAACAUUAAUUUAUGUCGAUACUCUACUUUUUUAACGUUCUGCGAGUAUCGAUAUGUUAUUGAUAAAACAUUACAAAUUAAACACUUUAAAUUUGAUUUUGUCAAUAAUAAAUUAAUAAAUACUGUUUGCAAAUAAUUUCUACCAUUUUGAAUUGUUCAUAUUCAUUUAGACUUCAGUUUGAAUUGGAGUAAAUAUUUUACUGGAGAAAUUUAUUAUGUAUUUUAGUUAAAUUAGGCAUGCUUUAUUCAUUUUAAUAGAAAAAAAAAACACUAUGGUUUCUACUAUAUGUACUCUGACAACUGUACAGCAAUUGGAAACACAUCUAGCUGGCCAAAUAUUACUAAAAUUUCUAUGUAGAGCAUUUAUAGUUAAAUGUGUAUCAUAAAUUAUAAAACCAACAUUUGAAAUCAUUUCUCAGGCUGGAUUAUUACUAGAGACAAAUUGUACGGUGUGUUGCGAUAAAACCGAAAUAAUACUGAACAAUACACAGAUUAACACCGGAAUACAAGUUAAUACACCAUAAUAGCACCGGAAUGCAAGUUGAAUCAUGGUAUUAAUUCAAAUCACAAAAAAAAGUAAUCUUUUAAUGUCAUUGUUUCCGGACAAAAAUUUUUACCAAAGUGCAUAGAUCAGAAAAAUUAAAUUAAUUAAUUUAAUGUGUAUCUUAAAUUGAAUCACUUAUAAACCAAAAAUUCUUAACAAUUUAUUUUUUAUUGUUCUGAAUGAAUUAGCUGUUGACAAAUUUAUUACAAAUUAUUUUAUCGUAAAAAUGCAGCAUAUAAAUGCACUAUUUUACAAAAAAAUAUUUAUAAACAAAAGAAUCACGGAAAUCUUCUGUUUAAAAAAGCAAAAUUGAACUGAAAAUAUAACCAUGAAAUCUUGUUUUUACUUAUAACUAGAGCCACCUGUUUGCGGUGAAAAUAAAUGGCAGAUUUCGUCAAUUUUUUUUGUUGAUUUCGGUGCAUUUUUCGUCAUUUUUAAAACAGUUUUCGGUGUAUUUUUUGUCAUUUUUAAAACUAAUUACGGUAAAAUUUUCGUCGCUUUUAGAAUUUUUUCCUUUUCAAUGCUUUUUUUAUUUCUUUUUUAAAAAACUCAGGUAAUUUGUGAUCUUUAAAAUUUUUAGUUUUAUUGAAGUCAUGCAGAAAAAACAAGAAUUUAAUAAUUACUUAAAUCACCAGCGCCUGGGAAAAGUAAGAAACGUCAGGAAUGUUAUAUAAUUAGGCCUAGGGCAUUUCCUACAUUUGGAUAGAAUUUCAGGAAUUUAAAACCAGAAAUGUUAAAAAUAUUAUGAGAAUUUAGGUUUUAUUUAGUUUUAUUUAGGUACAGAAAGCACUUCAGUUCUUGUAUAUUGAAAUGUUAUGAACAUUGACUGGAAUUUAAUUUUUUUUACAAAUUUCAGUGUAGUUUCAAGUUUCUGUGUAAACAAUAAUAAAAAAAUCAUGAAGUUUGUAAAUCAAAGGAUGUUUUUAAAAGUAGGCCUACCUUCAAUGUACUUGUUCAUCCAAUCUCUUAAUUUAGGAUGAUCAAGUUUCUCUAAAGGAAUAUUGGCUUCCAUGAAAGCACGAACUGUUGACAUAACAAAUUCUUGUUUGUCUUCUUUAGCCUUUUUCGUGCGGAAAAUUACGUCGGUGAGUUUAAUCUGACGUUUGACACCUGACGUAUUUGCUGCUUCAGAUUGUUUUGCAGCUUGUGCGAAUGCUUUAUUCUUUUUGUGGGAAGUGCUGCCAUUAAUGUGUUUCAAACACGUAUCCUUCCUGGCCCACUUGAUGCGCACGUUACAAUAUUUCGUGCGAGAAUACUUUCUUGCGGUCGUAAAUUGUAACCACCAUUCUAAACGUUUUAUUUUGUAACGUUACAUUAAACCUUCGUAGACUACACGCAGUUGACAAAGCAAACAGUAAACAACCAGAUCUACGACGAGACUAAAUAAUCACAGAAUAACAACACCGCAAGACUCCCGACAUUCAACUAAAUACUACUAACCGAAUAAAUAUAUUAAAUCGACGAAUCGUUCUCGCACGUCCAGUAGGGAACUGUUGGAGUUGGAGAAAGUGUUUCAACUUCACAUUGCUCGCAUUUAAGUUCUCACAACUUCGAACUUUCUCUUUGCACCUUACCUAACCUAACAACAUGAACCUGAAGCUAACCCGGUCAGACAGAGGUCUCGUAAUUGUCACGUAAACAAAAACCAGUCGAUUCUUUAGCGCGAACAUGACAUAGGAAUUUAUCGAGCGUAAGCAUUUUUCAUUAUUCUGUUUGGAAAUGGUAGUUUUUUUGGACAGCAACGAGCUAGUCGACGAAAUAUCGAUAUAUCUCACGUUAACACGGUCUGAUCGACUUAUAGCGCUCAAUCGAAUAAAAGUAAACACAACAGUGAGAGGAAUACGUUCAUUUCGUGAUUUUUUCACGUUUUAUCGCCAUCGCGGUAAAUUUUGCGCAAAUUCCUAAAUAAUGGCGAAAAUUUCGCGAUUUCGCGCGCCGCGAUAAACAGGUGGCUCUACUUAUAACUUUUAUUUAGCUGGGAGUAAUUUUAAAGUAAAAAAAAUAAUAAUAAACUGUCUCUGUUGAAAAUUUAAGAGAGAGCAUUUCAGCAUUAUGAUGAGAUUAGGUAAGUAAAGGCACAGGUCAUUAGGGUGUGCAACAAUAACAUAGUUCUGUUUUGUACUGUUGAAAAUGCAGUUUGUAUAAAGAAUAAUGGUAUGAAGUGCUGUCUAACUGCAGGCAUCAGGAAUAGGUUGUUCUUAACUGGAGUCGUAAACAUACUUUUAGGAUUGUGACUAUUGUUAUAUUUAUGUGUGAAUCUGGGCUGUUUUAUGGUGCACAAAUCAAAAUAGGUAUACUUAUUCCAGAUAAAAGAUUUCCUAUUAAAAGUUUUGUUCUAUUAAUUUGCUUCUGUUAUACAUGUAUUGAUGUCAAUAGCAUAUUUCACACAUAAAAAAACACUUCUGCUAAUAUAAUUAAUUUUUAAUGUACUGUCAGCCGAAGGAAAAUUAUUUUUUGAAUUACAAAUAGUAAGAUUUGCAUUUUUUAAAACUUAUUUGAUGUAAGAGUUUGGCAGUUUUAUAUACAUAUAUAUAAAGAGCAAAUAUAAAUAUUUAAUGAAGUAAAAAUACUAAGUGUAGGUAGUCAAGACAUUCCAAAACUAAGAUAAACCAUGGAUGCAUUAAUAAGCCAAGUUUUUAAAAGUUUUGAUUUAUUUCAACCCAAAUAAGGAAAAACUUCCUUUUUAUAAAUCUGGUUUGCAAAAUUAGGUACUCAUUGUCACCAAUUUCAUAUACUUAAUAAGUUUAGUAUUUGAUAAUUAGCCUAGUAUUAAAAUCAUUGCAGCAAAAAUGUUUCUUAGGUAGAAUAUCUACAUGUUGGCAAUACAUUUUCUAUUAAACCUGAUGACUUUAUUCAUUUCAAAAGUACCAUAUGUUGUAAUUUAAAACAAAAAUUAAUUAUCUCUGUUAGACUGCAAGAUUGACUAGUUGUUUGCUGUGAUGGAGACAAAUCAUUCAGAAAUUGGUGUGUCCUUCACAUGAUUAGCCAACAGGCAUUGAGCACUUGUAUACAUGCUGUGUAACAGUGCUGGUUCAAAGGACAUCAUUAAAUACAAUUUAAAUUGCCUAGUUGCCUCAAAAUCACUUAUUUGCAGGUAUGCAUGUAGUUUAAAGUUAAAACUCUGCAAGGUAUUUUAUUUCAUUGAAAUGCAGUCACUUGCUUCAGAUUUGCAUGGAUUUCAUCUACUGUGGGCUGAUAGCUUCUGUUUUUGAAAUUAUAAGAAUCUUUAUAACUAAAAGAAAAUAAUAGUGCGGGGCUGCGUCGGGAGACACGGCUGUUGGCUUAGCGUGGAACGUCUGUGUCGGCAAGUCGCUGUUAGAGUAGUCUCCGCUUGACAGUCCACUGGAGCAGACACAAGGCGGUGGAGUGUUCCCGGAGUUGUGUCGUGGCGGCCAGCGCUCCAGAGACAGUCUCGCUCGCUCGGCGCCCGUCCAGCGAUAGGCGUGGUUUAUAUUCUCGGCUGGCUGGUAUUUUAGUGCUCAUUUAUAAUUUUACUUUACAUUUAUACAAAUAGGUAAAUAUUAUUCAAAAUACACUAUUUUUGGCUUCAAUCGAUUGAUCUAAAUAAACUAUGCACACACACACACACACACACAUGCGAAUCACCAAGCUACCACAUCUGAGUCGUGAGCUACACUGAGUAGAAAGGAAUGAGAGCGCCGGUUUUGACCAAACUUUGCGUUUCCCCUAUCCUGCCAACCCGCAACGCAAACUUAAGGUCGUAUCAGUGAGCUGACUACAUAUGUUAAACAAUGACAAUGCAGUUACGUCUCUAUGGCUAAUAGUUAGGGAAUUAUUAAGGCAAGACGAAUAGACAUUUCAUUACAAUACAAAUUUCUGUUCUGGUUACCUUUAUGUUAUGGUGUGAUUUUAAAGUUGUUUCACUCAAAAAAAAAAAACUUAACAAAAAUGUGCUAUAUGUUUCAGUAGAGAGUUGUAAGUAGGUGGUAUGUGAUUGGCUCCUAGAAUAUUUAAUAUGCCUUAUGUACCUAAAACUACAACCAAUUUAGGGAUGGUUUUUAGAAAGACAAGAUUUUCUGUGUGAAUUAAAGUAUUUGUAUGACCGAUGGGCCUAUGCUUUUUCAUAAUCUUCUUGCUCACUUUCAAUUUUUAUUUUUUUGGAAAAUAACAUAUUUUUCAGACAGUUGCAAAAAAAAUAUUAUUUUUAUAGAACAGAGGCAAAUUGAAUUUUUCUCCAUAAAAUUGUACCACCGAUUUAGUAUUUGUAGAAAGUUGAAAUUUUUUUUUAUGGUGUAGUGAAGUGAUUUGGUAUUUUGGGUAGCGUAUAUUUAGUUUUAUCUGCUUCGUAGAUCAUUUACUUAAAUUUAAUACUUCUUCAAUAUGUAUUUCAGAUUACUCAACUGUUGAUUUCAUUUUAAUGGUUACGUCUAGUACCUGAUAGAGGUUAGCAUUAAAAGUCGAAAUUGAACUACUAUAUCACCAGUGGGAGUGCUGAUAUCAAGUAAGUGGUUGAGAUUUUUUUUUAGGGCAAACCGUGAUACAUGUUAAAGUUUAAUAACAUGGUUUUGGAAACACUUUUGCGUGUAGGAGAUUCUAAAACUGUGAUCAUAGAGUGAGUAAAAGUAACAUAUUUUAGAAUUUGAAGCUGUCUGUCAUCAACAUUUUGCAGGGAGAUAUACAAGGACUUUCAAUUAAGUAUCUGCAUUUUUUUCCUGCCAACUGUUGCUAUCAUGUGUUUUUGUUGUGCCUAAAUGUAAAGUAGUACAGAUGCAUUAUUCAAGAAACAAACAUUUGUUGUAACAUUACAAAGAAUUUGUUUGUAUCUUCCUGUUAGAAUAAAUCUGUGUAGUCUAUGAGUAAAAAAAAUCUUAAAAUGUUGCUUUACUUUAUAUAUUUAACUGUUGCACUUCACAACAGGCAAAUCAGUGUGUAGAAUAAUGACAAAUAGUGGAAAACAUGACAGAAAUUAAAUACUUUAGGUGAAAGAUGCUAAGUCAUCUUACGUGAAGUGAUUUAACAGAAAAGUGAUUUUUCAUGUUUAUUUUUGUAUGUCAGCCAUUUGUGUAUGGUUUUGGUGUGCAAUCUCCAUGAGCAUGGGAAUCUGUUCUGCAGUCUUUCUCGCUCAUGCGCAUUUCAUUCUGCGAUUGGUGAUAGUUUGUAUUGAAUCUAUAGUCUUUUAUAUGACCAAUAUAAAAAUUAAAAAAUUAAUACUGAAGUAUGGUUACAUUGAAACAGAUUCCCAUAGCUGAUGAUUUGUGUGUUAAAAGAAUUAUAGUUUUGUAGUGAAAGAUGACAAAUAUAUUGGGCCAAAUAAA